Messenger RNA from Symbiodinium pilosum, 2625 nucleotides. The record is from the annotation of a GenBank genome assembly. Lineage: Eukaryota; Dinophyceae; Suessiales; Symbiodiniaceae.
AUGCAUGGCAAACUUACGCCAUGGGCGCUUGGCAAGCUUCCGGUCAACAUCCCGGAUCCUGCCUCUCGGGGCAUCUCCUUGCUACAGAUACAGGAGCUCUCAGAGUUCAUCCAGCGAUUAUGCAAGACAGGUCUCUUACAACAUCGCGAAUCCGACUCCACCGAUUGGUUGCACUGGGAAGACAUCUUGAUGGAAGACAUCGCCUCUUUCAUCUUGAAGCCCGCAAUCCGCUACCUAGCAGCGGACAUCAGCAAAGAUGACGUGCAUCAUGACCUGCCGCCUGAGUCGGCAUGGAGCUGGAUUGAGAUUGUUGGCUAUGGCCCUCAGGAUCCCAAGGUGUUUGUAUCCUUCAGCUUACACAGUGGAUUCCGGGACUUCAUGGGCAGCGUGCAUCACCUUGCUGACGACCAGGGUUUGACUAUCCGAGACAACAUGUGGAUUGGCAUGUUUGCUCGAGAGGAGAGUGCACCAGCGCACGUAUUUGACUUGCUGAACUCGCCCAUCUUCAGUGCAUUUGGCAAGUCAGAGGCAACCGCGCUAUUUCUGGAUGAGCACGCCAGCAUCCUUGAGAAAAGCUGGUGUAUCUUUGAAAUGGCAAUCAUCACCGACACGGCCACCAGUCGCCGGCGAUGGAGGUUGCGGGAAGAACUCGCCAAAGAGGAAGGCUGCAGCAUCUUUAAAGUCAACGAGGAGAAGGUGCUGCAGAUUGAGAAGGAGCGAUUCGUAACCUACCGCGCCCCAAGCUCUGACGACAUUUUCCAAUCGGAAAACUGUCGGCUCGACUGGCAAGUCCGGUCGGAGCUUGCCAACGGGGGCGAUCCAUUUUCAGUUCCGUGGGAGGAGGUGCGGGAAAGGAUCCGCCUCAUGAGGCAAGGUGGUGGUAUUGACAACAAGCCUCUGCUUCUCUGUACCCCUGAUGGCCUGGUUGGCACCCGACGUGCCACAUCAGUUCCUGUCCUACAUGCCUUGCUGCAUUCCUUUUGCUGCAGCAAGACGGAUGCCGCCAGUCAGGCAGAAAGACGUCUAGUGAUGAAUUACAUUGCAAACUGCUACUGUGAAGACAACAGAAGCAGCGAACACCUGCUAGACGGAAUUCGUAUUGACGGCGAUGCAUACGAACUGGAGAAUAUGGAGACAGUUUCUGAAGCUCGGCGACUGGAUGGCUCUCCUGAGUACAAGCAUGAGCACAGUCUCGUGACCAGCAAUGAGCACACAGCGCUGAAAUUCAAAAUCCUGGACCACAGCAUUCGACAGGAGUGCAGAAAAGCCCUUGAAGCCCGUGGAGUCAAGGAUAACUUUGACAAUUGGAACAAUUUCUUCGACCUGAAGCGGGUGUGCAACGUCAUGCCACCUGAGCAUCGUGCACUCACUCUGUCCCAGCUUCGGAUUCUGGCAAAUAUGCUUCGAAGACGAUUGGUGGAAUUCGGAGGAUUACCUGCGUGGUACAAGGCAAGCUCCAGAGAUCUCUGGAACAAAGACAAGGAGCUUCACGUGUUGCGCGAUAUCCUCCCGGUCAAUAGCUCCUUUUCGGAGUGCUUUCAAACACAGCGUCAGCUGCCGGACACCUACGUCAUAUGUCCUGAGGACGUGAAGCUGGUGGCCCUGUUCAGCGCCAUAGAAAGACAUGCAGAGGCACACCUUCUGCCAGAGAAGACGACCUACUACGUGGAUGCUCUGUGUAGAAGGCGUGGCGAGCUAGAGAAGUCGGCGAACGAGUCUGCAGAGAAGACCCAACGCCUCCUAUCAAACACUGGCAGGGGCGUACUGCUGAUCCUGGACCAGCCGACAAGCCUCACCUGGCGGCACAACGUUGCCAGCUUGUGGUGCUUGUACGAGCUGUUCUUCGCGGACAGACAGGGUCUUCUCUGGGACGUGGCAUGUGGAGAAGGGAUCGUUGCCAUGCGCGCACCUUUGUCCACGAAGCGAUGGGUCUUUGGCCAGUUCGACAGCGGGAUUGCCUGGAACCUGUCGUCCAUCCGAGUAAAGGCAGAAGCUGCCAGAUGUACAGUAACAGAGGAGAAGGACAUUUUGCUUUCAAAGCUGAUGGAGUUCGGAAAGAACUGCAUCACGGAGUUUGAGCAGAAGAUGACCGCCAAGGUCCCAGCCAGGAUGCUUGGGCCUGUGCUGCGGAAGGCGGCAUGCAUGAGGGACAAGGAGGACUUCGAGCGCCUACGGGAUGCCUGCGACAUCAUGGCCAAGCUGCGAUGUAGCGGUGCGCACAUCAAUCUCGCCAGCCUGGAGGGUGGAUUCGGGGAGUCGGCCUUGCACAUUGCGGCAGCAGCAGCUGUAGAUGGCAGUGCUAGAUGUGCGAGAGCCGUGGAGAUGCUUGUACGCAUGGGCAUGGAUGUCAACGCACAGGAUGAUGCGGGUGAGACCCCCCUGCAUUGGGCGGCCAUGACAGGCCGAGCUUGGGCUACAGGAUUUCUCCUGCGGAACGGCUCGGACCCGUUGCUGGCCAGUUGGUCCGGCUUCCGGCCCUUUGACGUUUGCUGCACAGGGCCAGCCGCGUUCCUCGGAGUGGAUUCGAAGAAAGUCUAUGAGAUCCUCAAAGGUUGGACACAGGCAACAGUAACUGCUGGUCAUGCGGCCUUCGCCUUUGAUGACGAGGAUGUUGAUCGCUCUUGA